AUGGAAGCGCCAUUAUUGACGAAAGUCGGAGAAGUUUUUGAAGUGGAAAAGCUGAGUGCUCAACAAGAAAAGGCAAUUAGUAGUCUUUUAGAUAAUCGGGAUGUGUUCCUCUCCCUGAGAACUGGUGGUGGAAAAUCACUCUGUUACAUAGCAUUUCCUUUGUUUUACGAGCGUAUGUACCAACCACAACUUGCACACGUACUUAUUGUUAGUCCCCUCCUUGCUAGUAUGAAGGAACAGACUGAAUUUUUGAAAUCAAAAGGAUUUACAGCAACCUACAUUGGUAAAGAUGCAAACGAGGACGAUGGGAUCCUUGCUAGUGAAUACCAAUUUAUCUUCACUUCACAGAAUGACAAAUGGCGGAAUAUGUUGUCAUCAUCCAAGUCCUUCCGAUUAUUUGUUGUUGAUGAAGCCCAUACUGUUGUUCAUUGGGGAGAAAGUACAAUCCAUAUCCAGGCUUUCAGGGAAUGGUUUUCACGGACCGGGGAGAUAAGAUCGUUGAUCAGUUGUCCUGCCCUAGUGAUCACAGUCACUGCUAGUAAGGAAGCAAGAAAAUUAAUUAGGAAACGACUUUCUCUAAACAACUGUGUAGACAUUAUUGACAGUCCAGAUAGGGAAAACAUAAAAUUAUUUCUGGAAAAGAUUAAAAACACUGUGCCUAUUGAAGUGACAUUUGGUUGGUUACUAAAGGACUUGUCUCUUGAGAAAAAGGACUGUACCAGAACACUUGUAUUUUGUUCAAUUAUAAACACUUGUGCAGACAUAUAUACUGCAUUUCUGAUGGUGUUGGACAAGUCUGUUAUGGAAUAUGUCAAUAUGUUUCAUUCUUGUACAUCUGAAACAGUGAAGGAAAAAAUUAGACAGGACAUGAAUGAUGAGAAUGGGACAAUACGAGUCUUAAUUGCUACAAGUGCAGCAGGUAUGGGGGUGAAUUAUAAAGGCAUCAACAAUGUUGUACAUUAUGGUCCACCUAAAGAUAUGGACAGUUUCGUUCAACAGCUUGGGCGUGCUGGUCGUGAUGGUUGUCAAGCUUUACAUCUGCUUAUUUACAACAGCAGACACACACACACAAACUUGAUUAUGACAUGAAAAAUUACAUUGAGAAUAAAGAUAAAUGCCGUAGACUUCAAAUGUUACAGUCAUACGAUUAUCUUCCAAUUGGAAAAGGUAUCAAGCAUCUGUGUUGUGAUAUUUGCUCACAGAAAUGUGAUUGUGAAGACAAGUAUUGUUUACAGUUUCAGCACCCAUUUCAUUUAUACAAAACUGAUGAUGAUUCAAGUGAUGAAAGUUUUUGUAUGUCAGAUGACACAGAUUUUGAGUUUGAUGAUGAGGAUGAUGAUACAUUUGAUAUAAUGUAGAAAUGAAUUUCAUUUUUGAAAAAGCAAUGCUUCCUACUGACAUGCUUCUUUAAGCAUUAUACCAUUCAUGAAUGCCGGUUUGACAUGUUUGAAGCAUUGCAGUUCAUACCCUCAUGUAAUUUCAAAAAUGAAAUUUAUUUUUUAUGUAUUGUAAUUAAAUUUCUGUCAAAAUUCUCAGUCAUUGAAAUAGACAUACCAGGUAAUUAUUAUCUAUCAAGAUUUGUAUGUGCAAUGUUCACAACUUCAAUACAUUCUAGAGGAAAUGGCUGUCAUUGUAAUUUGUAUAUAUCCAAGAUAAAAGCAUUUCAUGUCAUGUAGCUACUUGUGUCAAGUUUUUUUUUGGUUAAGGUUUUGGUAUCAAGGGACUGAGACAUUUGCUUGAAGUAGGGAAUUUAACAGAAUCAUACCAAAAAAAGAGAAUAGCUUCAAUUUCAAAAAAAGUUACAAAGUUAGAAAAUCCAUCUGGAUUUAUAAUAAUACGUCUCAUGAAAUUGACUAAGUUCUUUUAACAAAAAAAUAUGCCUCUUGAAAAGUCUAAGUCUCUGA
Ostrea edulis (European flat oyster) is the source of this 1904-nucleotide messenger RNA. RefSeq names its product ATP-dependent DNA helicase RecQ-like. Bases 1 to 1089 code for a protein of 362 amino acids. The transcript is spliced from 2 exons. Gene Ontology annotation, cellular component: nucleoplasm; chromosome; nucleus. NCBI's taxonomy places the organism in Eukaryota, Metazoa, Mollusca, Bivalvia, Ostreida, Ostreidae. Gene Ontology annotation, biological process: telomere maintenance; double-strand break repair via homologous recombination. Gene Ontology annotation, molecular function: 3'-5' DNA helicase activity; four-way junction helicase activity; nucleic acid binding. The record is from RefSeq and is a predicted model, not a curated record.